Messenger RNA from Botrytis byssoidea, 1514 nucleotides. RefSeq lists its product as uncharacterized. The transcript has 2 exons. The record is from RefSeq and is a predicted model, not a curated record. Lineage: Eukaryota; Fungi; Ascomycota; Leotiomycetes; Helotiales; Sclerotiniaceae. Bases 1 to 1113 code for a protein of 370 amino acids.
AUGAGUUCUUCUUCAUCUCAAGGGAUUAUGCAACCUGGUUCAACAAAUGCGGCCCUACCAGUAAUUCCUAGCACAUUUCCGAAGUUUCAGGAGCUAUCCUUUGAGUUACGCGAAAUGAUCUGGAAAUUGACCUUACCUGGUGCUCGAAUCAUUGAUGUAAUUUACGACCCAAACCAGGACAAGUACUCAUCGUUCCAUUCUAAACCGCCCUCUCUAUUGCACACAAAUAAAGAAGCCAGAUCGUUUGCACAGAGAGUCUACAACCUGUGCUUUCCAACACCAUCCUACCCGGCGAAUAUUUACAUCAGAUAUGAUAUCGAUGUUGUCUACUUCUCCGACUGGCUUACGGGCUAUAAAUAUGAGGAGAACGGUUGGUUUGAACAUGUUAGCAUUGGUCCGCUAGGUAAGAUGGGAAUAGGAAGACAGGAUUUGAAAUCGAUUACAAGAGUAGCAGUCAACUCAAUCUAUUUUGACGUACCCGAGAGAUUUUCGACCAACAGCAUGAAUUAUUUCUGUCACGCUACAUCAAAUGUACUCGCCAGAUUCAGUUCCUUGAAGAGAAUAUACGUGGUUGUCGAAGAUAUUAACCCCUAUCAGAAAGGGGAAAUUACAUUUCAUGACAUUCCCGCAAAUAUCCGUCUUCAUCCUCCAGUUUUCUGCGCCUUCUGCGGAGCUCACGAAAUCGUCAGAGGUUUUACAGACGUGAAGUGGGACUUGACUUGCACUUGGAGAGUCCCUUCCGUUUCGGUUGUAGGAGCAGCUCGUGAUGGUAAACUAUCACACAUGGGUCAGUAUCAACGUUGCGAGUGUAACAACUUCCCUCAAAUACCAGGUGUGACUUAUCAACACCCCCCAUGCGAGGAGUACCGCCCAAAGCCAGCUAAGAUCGCUGGUCAACUUGGUGACGUUGAUGCCGAUGACGAUAUACCUAAGUUAGUCGAAGAUGAUUUGCCGGAAGAAGAAUGGGGUCUCGCCGAGAAUGAGCUGGAUGAACUAAUCUCAGACGAAGAGGCCUAUUAUACAUUCGUUGCUGAGUAUUGUGAGGGAGAGUAUGGAGUUAACCAUGAGAAGUGGCUUGGCAUCGACUAUAUGUUGAGCCGUCCUUUCUUGUGAUCUAGUAUCUAUCCUAGGGUUCUUGGAAACACCAAGAUAUCUAAGGUUGGAUACGAAAAGAAGUAUGCUAUAGUAUAUUACCGGAGUUUUCCUGGCGUGUAUACCAGUAUGCCACAUACCCACAAUUUGGUGGUCAUAUCUGUUCUUUGUUCUUCCUUGUUCGCUUCACUUUGUCUUUAGGAAAUGAUAUGGAGGGUUACUUGAUUGGUGAUCUGACAGAAGCAGAGUUUCUGAGUUUUCCAAUUUCAGAUCAGACGUCAGGAGGAUUGAUAAUGUUUGAAGGGGCCGUUUCUAUGUGGAUGGGAUAUCAGUUGAGAGAAGCAGUUUUCAUAUUUUCAUUUGUCGUUUGCAGUUAUGCGACGUCAACAUAAUACUAGGAGUGUCUAGAUCUGUAUUUUAGC